Messenger RNA from Rhagoletis pomonella (apple maggot), 6241 nucleotides. RefSeq names its product EH domain-binding protein 1 (gene Ehbp1). The transcript is spliced from 13 exons. Lineage: Eukaryota; Metazoa; Arthropoda; Insecta; Diptera; Tephritidae. Bases 1031 to 4411 code for a protein of 1126 amino acids. The record is from RefSeq and is a predicted model, not a curated record. Gene Ontology annotation, molecular function: protein binding.
GUAUGUAAAUCCUUAAACGUCCCGACGGCCCGGUAACAUAUUCACUGGAUUCAAAAAAAAAAAAAAAUACGGGCCUACUUCUUUACCAUUUCUUAUAAUUCGGGCGGCUGGUAGCAAGGAAAUUAAAAAAAGUAGAUUUUCCCAUGUAUUUUUGGACCACCCUAAUGCAUGUAUAUGUACAUAAAUAAGUGCGCGACGGACUACAAUUGCCAAAACACAACAUGACGUAAAAGGCGAAAAGAUAAGACAAAAAAAGAAGGCGAAGACCUGCGCUAUGCUUCGAAGUAGAUGCGAACGUACAUUAGACUUCUACGUUUUAUAAAAAAAUUUAUUUUAUUUAUUUGUUGCGCAGAGAACGUGUGGCGUAGCGCGCGGUCCUAACUUCUUCAAGCGCUGUGGACGUGUUUACCUAAGCGCACCCGAGCAUAUCAAGAAUUACGCGGCUGUGUGCGUUGUUGUUGGUGCAGUUAAUUAACUCGCAACUUGGUCAAAGCUAUGCGUAUCCUAUCCUAACCCCUUUUGUUAAGACUUAGUUAAAAUAGUGAAACAAGGUAAAAAAGCAUAAAACAAAUAUAAAAGUAAUUGAUUAAUUUUCAUAGUUUUGCGUCAAAGAGGCAUAGAAUCACGAACAACCAACGCAUUUAAAUGAGUGAAACGGAAAAAAGAGCUCAAAGCCACAUCAAGUGUUCGAAAAGAAAAACAAAAUACAUAAAUAACUUGUGAAAACCCAACGAACAAACAAAGCGACAUUGCCUAUAUUUGCUAUAUAUCAACUAACACAUACGUACAUACGUUUGUACAAAGUAGUGAACAAAACAAACAAAAAAAACAAAAACACAAAAAACAGGCCGCUGAGAUAUCGGAAAACACCUCCAGCCGGCCAGGUGUCAUUUUCUACAAGCACCCGAACUAAAAUCAAUCAGCGCCUUUGUUUUGCCGCUGAUUUCGGUUUACUUUUGUUGCACGCGAACGAAGAACAGCUAGUGCCCUGCAGCACUUGCAGACCACCUCCGCGGCAGCUGCCAGCGUCAUGGGCAGCGUUUGGAAGCGUUUGCAGCGCGUCAAUAAACGUGCGGCGAAAUUUCAAUUUACCUCAUCGUAUCAUGAACUGCGAUUGGAGACCACCGCCAAAUGGCGCCCUUCAAAUCUUUCCGUGGUUUGGACGCGUCGCUCACGCCGUGUUAUUUCGGCGCCACUGGCCUGGGAGCCAGAUAUGGUGAAUCCGCUGGUCGGUCACAUAGCUUGGCCGGUGCCAGAUAAUCACUCGAUUUCGGUGACAUUAUUCAAAGAUCCGCGCACCCACGAACUAGAAGAUAAGGACUGGACGUUUGUCAUAGAAGAUAUCACUCCACUCGGCAAGAAGCGUGUCUUAGCCUCAGCGAGUAUAAAUAUGCGCAAAUACGCCAGUAUUGAGUCGACCCAGCAGAGCUUUACGCUUAGCUUAAAGCCGACCUCACGAAAGAUUACCGCCGCCGAAUUGGAAUUGACACUUAGUUGUGUGUUCCUGCGCGAGGGCAAAGCGACGGAUGAAGACAUGCAGAGCGUCGUUUCUCUGAUGUCCGUCAACAAUAAUUGUGAUGUUGCUCCACUGGACGACUUAGAGGAUAUACCCGAUCUGGAGAGUUCGGGCGAUAUUUCGGAUCAUUUAUAUGAUUUCACGCAACAGCUGGAGCAAAUGACGACUAGUUUGAACGGUUGUAUGGACCUGCCAACGCCAUUGAGUGUUCCUUCCUUGUCCGAAGACCCAACUCCAUUGGCCGAACAUAAUCGUUUGAAUUUUGAAUUCGAAUCAGAGAAACAAUUUGACUUCGAUGUCAGCGACGAGCUGCUUAAGACGCCCAGCGCUGCACAACCUCAAGUGCAGCAACAGCAAUCAGAUCAACAGUCUGAGAGGGAAAACACCGUUGCUGAUAAAGAGCCGAAGCAUUCAGUUCCUGCACUGACACCUGCCCAUCCUGCGGGAGUGAAGAGUAAAAUUGUUACAUCGACCCCAAUUGCCAACUCUGGCACUGCCAAGACGACCGAACGCAAGCCGAGCGCAGUGAGUGAAGUUGGUGCGCGUCGCUCAAUCGACUUCCAAGGCGCCAAGAGUAGCAGCACAAGCAACAGCGAGGAGUCACCGCAACAAAAUGGCGAAAUCAGCAAAGUGGUGACCAGCGCUGCAGUCUCUGUUACAGGUGAAGCUGGUGAAAAGACACAAUUGGCAGAAGCGAAAGCUGAAGAAAGGCCAACUAAGUUCAGUGGCACCAAGUCUACAACACUUAGCUCCUUGCUGUCUAUGUCGACCCCUGCUGCAGCAACAGCAACGACGUCAAUUAAACCGGGUGAGAGUGAAGAGUCGAAGGGCAAGUCGGUAAGCGUUGGCAACGUUGCGCCACCCAAACCCGCGCGUAACGACAUCAAACGCGCCGAAUUGCAGCCGCUCAAUUUGAAGAAGAGCUAUGAGCAUGACAACAACAGCAAGAGCAACAACAGCAUUGCCAUGACCAACAGCAUCAGCAAUCCAAACAACAAUAAUGUGAGCAGCAUUAACUGCAACAACAGUCUGACGGUGAAUGGUUCCGCUAAGACAGUGGAGAAAAUCGUCUUGAAAGAGAAUACACCAGGGCAAGAUUUGCUGGAGUGGUGCAAAGAUGUGACUAAGGACUAUCCGAAUGUGAAGGUGACCAAUUUGACGACCAGCUGGCGUAACGGCAUGGCGUUCUGUGCAAUCAUCCAUCACUUUGAGCCGGACCUGAUUGACAUGUCGAAAAUCUCCGCACACGAUGUGGUGGGCAAUUGUCGCACCGCCUUCGAUGCCGCCGAAUCGCUUGGCAUACCGCGCGUCAUUGAGCCACGUGACAUGAGUUUGCUGGCUGUGCCGGACAAAUUGGCUGUCAUGACGUAUCUGCAUCAGUUGCGAGCGCAUUUCACAGGCAAACAGCUGCAAAUUGAACAAAUUGGACCCACGUCAGACGAGUCAAGUUAUGUGAUCGGUAAUUACAAGUCGGACAACCUUUCGCAGAAUCUACUCAAUUUAAGCCACUUGAAAGCGCAAUUGUUGCAUCAGAAUUCGCUCGACGAUGACAUCUUAGGCAUCGAGGCGAAAAACAAUUCAACGCCAGCACAACCUUCGCCAACGGCGAAGAAGGAUGUAAAGAAUUUAAUACUCGCGGGCUCGAAGAAUAUUUUGGGCAAAGUGCUUUCGCCAACAAAGGAUAAGAAUUCGAUCAAUGCAUCACAUCAUAGUCAUGUGGGCAAUCAGACAGCUCCCAUCGAGGACAAGGAGAAUACAAAUGCCGACACGGGUGUUGGUGCUUCAACGGAUGACUUUUAUAAUAAAUCGAAUUUGGUGCAAUCAGAAACAAAGCAGGGGACGCCCCAUUCGCCAACAGCGCUGGAUCCCAAUGCGGCGAAUCGCAUUUUGUCUCGACACAAAGAAAUGAGUGAAAAAGCUAAAUUGAUGAUCGAGAAGCUGAAAAUUUCCAACGGCGUUGAGCGCAACGAGAACGACGAGGAACGUCAGCUACGUUUACGUGAGCAAGCGCGUCGCCUAAUUCUCGAGACUCGUACCAAAUCAGUUAAUGGCGGCGGCGGUGGCGGCAACUUGGAUAGCCCGACCACACCCACCAAGCUGAAACGCAUGAACUUCUCACCUGAACGCACCAUUUCACCCAUCCACAAUGGCAUCGAGGACUAUGGUGUGCCAAGCUUGGGCAACAAUUCACCGACAAAGGUGCCAAUGUCGCCAACGAAGAAGAUCACACCGCCGCGCGACGUGGAUGCCUUGUCGGCGACAACCAAUAGCAAUAGUAAAAUGUUGAGUCCUAGUCAUAGAUUAAGCGAACGCUUCAGCAACGGCACGAGCAACAGCGGCGGCAACAGUCCACUGCAGUCAUUCAAUGCCGUCAUGGAGCGUAUCUCACCAAAGAAUGAUAAGAAGGGUGACAAACUCUCCUACAUCGAAUCGGAAUUGGAAGCGCUCGAGCGUGAACAGGUAGCCAUCGACCAGAAGGCAAGCAGCCUGGAGAAGAAACUGCGCGCAGUCAUGGGCGGCAAUCCAAAAACCGAUGAAACGGAGGAGCAAUUGCUGUCGCAAUGGUUUACGCUCGUCAAUAAAAAAAACGCGCUGCUACGACGCCAAAUGCAGCUCAAUAUACUUGAGCAAGAAAGCGAUUUGGAGCGUAAAUACACGCUUUUAAAUCAGGAGUUGCGUGCCGCGCAGUCCGUUGAAGAUUGGCGGAAAACGGAAGCACAACGUGAAAAGGAGCGACUGCUGCUCGAGGAACUAGUGUCCAUUGUGGACAAACGUGAUCAGUUGGUGCAGCACUUACACAGUCAGGAAAUUGCUAUCGAGGACGAUCAUGAGAUUGCGCGUGAACUGGAACAGGUGGAUAUCAGUGGCGACAAGGACAAGUGCGUUUUGCAAUAAAUCGCCAAGGCGCUAAAAUUUAAAAUAUGUCUCUCGUCCGCAACUCGCAACGCAGUGAAGACGACUCUUGAGUAAAAAAACAAUUAAUUCGCAUUAUCUAAACAAUUUUGGGAAAUCCCAAAAAAAGAAUGAUUAUGAAUACAUUUUUACAAUGCGUUUACGCAUAAAAAAUCGUAACUUAUUAUGAAGAAACGUUGAAUGAAAAUUCUCCGGUAGUUAGUGUUCAAGAUGAAUUCAUUUUCUACAACAGCGACAGUCAAGUCAAGUAAAAAUUUUCCUUGGGCAUAGCAAUUACUUAUUGAUUAAUCAACAAUUUGCUUGUUUGCAUAAAUAAUUCCGCCUUACGAAAGCGUGGAUGAACCGAUUUGAAAUUAAAAAUCAAAUACUUAGGCCGAUACACUGGGUGACAUAACAAGUGGUUUUGUCAUUAGGCCAUACAUUUUUGUAAGGUUAAAAAUUCGUGACAAUGUGGUGGUUAUAACAGUUGGUGAAUGCCCUAACUACAUACAUACCUAUGUAACAUUUGGUUCCUGAGCCUUUCGUUUACUACUAAAAAAUCUAUAUCACUGUUUAUUUCUUAUGAAUGUCUAAGCGCCGAUGCACAAUUCUAAACGAACGGCAGCGUUUGCAAUAACUGUGAACGCGGACAAUUACGAAGCACGACCCUCUACUGAACACACAAUAUAAAAUGGUCGAAGUUGCAGAAAAACCAAAUUGCAAUAAUACAAAUUGAAUUUUCUCUUAUUUGUUUUUUUUUUUUAUAGACAAUUUUAUUUCGCGCUAUAUAGUACACAUGUAUGUUAAUUCAUCCGAAGUACUUUUAUACCUUUAAGUUUUAUUAGAGAAUAAUUCUUUUUAAUAAACUCAAAAUUAAAAUACUAAAUAAAAUAAAAACCAAAACCUGUUGCGUGCAACUUAAACACAAAUUUGAAAAAACGUCCGUUAGUUUUGUAAGCAAAAGUAACACAAAAGAAUAAAAAUCAACAUAGUGAACAAAUAUGAAAUAAUUUUUAUUGUCCUAAGACCUAAAUCCCAGUUUUGUACGGUUUUUGCUUCACACGCUUCUUUUUUGUGCCAUUCUUUCGUUCAGCCAACACGACCGUUUAACGAUACUCAUUUCAACGCUUACACUGCUUUUUACAACUAUUUUACUUAAUUCGAAUUGAAUAUCCAGUUUGCUAUACAAAAUAUUAUUUGAAUUUCAAGAAAGUCAGAGAAGUUUUGUUUGAGUGGUACUAUUAAAAUGUUGAACUUAAUAAGCUGUAUCAAUGACUUCAGCUCAGUUAUGGUUUUGCAAUGUUCUUUUUUCAUCUAAUCUAUCAAUUGUAAAUUAUUUUUAAUUGUAUAUUUAAGCUGUAAUUACAUACAUUUAUUUUUUGAUAGUGGUUUAGUUUAUAAUUUGACUAGUGUGAUCCUAACUGUUAACUGUACCUACCUGUUUAUUAUUAAACAACAAAAACCAAGUAAAAUAUAGAAAUACGUGUUUAGUUUCAUAAUUAUUAUUUUUAAAUUUAUUAUUAGGUAUUGUUUGGUAUUAAGUUGCUUACCGAAUAGAAAUUGGUGACUAUCGACUUUUGUUUUUACCUUCACCCCCAAAUUAUGUUAUGAUUAUUUAGUGCUUUUGAUUUCGUUGCCUAUGGAUCUAACGCGAAACGUUGCAUUGAUGGCGUUUCAAAAAUACUUAAAAACCUAUAAUUUUAAAUGUACUUUAAAUGGAACUGCGAACAGAAAAUGUAUUACGUUUAAGUGAUCUAUUGAUAAUACAUGCAUAACUAGAUAUGUAUAUGAAUGAUAUAUGGAUAUGUACUAAAUGUGAAAUAAUCAACAAAA